AUGUUCGGCAGCAUCUCCACCACCUCCGCUCGAACGCUUUCCCGCACAGCAGGCCCCACAGGAUCUCUCUUACGAUCAUUCACCUCCACCUCUCUCCUCCGCAACACCUCCACCACCGCUCGGUCAGCAGAAGAAGCAGCAACAGCGGGAGAGCUAAAGAUCCGCGAGAUCCUAAAGCAACGAUUCCAACCUUCAGUGCUCAAGGUGCAGGAUGUUUCUGGCGGAUGUGGAAGUUUCUACGCAAUCCAAUUAUCCAGCAAAGAAUUCAAAGGAAUGCCGACGGUUAAAGCGCAUAGAAUGGUGAAUAGCGAGUUGAAGCAUGUGAUCAAAGAUAUCCAUGGCUUACAGCUGCGGACCGUUGCAGAAGACUAG
Molecule: messenger RNA, 372 nt
Organism: Ustilago hordei
Lineage: Eukaryota; Fungi; Basidiomycota; Ustilaginomycetes; Ustilaginales; Ustilaginaceae
Product: related to AIM1 ### cytoplasmic protein involved in mitochondrial function or organization
Exons: 3
Coding region: 1-372 (123 amino acids)
Source: RefSeq, a predicted model, not a curated record